AUGAAAGUUUACUAUUUAUUAGUAAUUGUGGCCAUAUUGGCUCCUGCCAUAAUUAGGGGUCAUAACUAUGGUCAUGACCACGAUUAUCCUGCGGAAAGUCCAUGUUCGGAAGAAAACGACUAUGACGAUGACCAUAAACCACCACCAUCAUGCUCUGGCGAUAAUGAAUCGGAUAAUGGACAUGAUUCUAAUGGCAAUGGAAAUGGACAUAACCGACCAUGUUCUGGGGAUAAUGGAAACCAUAGACCACCACCAUCAUGCUCUGGCGAUAAUGAAUCGGAUAAUGGUCAUGAUUCUAAUGACAAUGGAAGUGGACAUAACCGACCAUGUUCUGGGGAUAAUGGAAACCAUAGACCACCACCAUCCUGCUCUGGCGAUAAUGAAUCGGAUAAUGGACAUGAUUCUAAUGGCAAUGGAAAUGGACAUAAUCCACCAUGUUCUGGGGAUAAUGGAAACCAUACACCACCAUCACCAUGCUCUGGCGAUAAUGAAUCGGAUAAUGGACAUGAUUCUAAUGGCAAUGGAAAUGGACAUAACCGACCAUGUUCUGGGGAUAAUGGAAACCAUAGACCACCACCAUCAUGCUCUGGCGAUAAUGGAAAUGAUUCUAAUGGCAAUGGAAAUGGACAUAACCCACCAUGUUCUGGGGAUAAUUGGUCCGAUAAUGAUAAUGGAUGUAAUGGCAAUGGAAAUCAUAGACCAAGGCCACCAUGUUCUGGAGGUAGUGGAUCCGGAGGUUCAGGUAGUGGAUCGGGCAGUGGUUCCGGUAGUGGUUCCGGAAGUGGAUCUGAUGGUUCCGGUAGUGGAUCGGGUAGUGGUUCCGGAAAUGGAUCUAAUUGCAAUGGAAAUAAUAGACCAAGGCCACCAUGUUCUGGAGGUAGUGGAUCGGGAAGUGGUUCCGGCAGUGGAUCGGGCAGUGGUUCCGGAAGUGGAUCUGAUGGUUCCGGUAGUGGAUCGGGUAGUGGUUCCGGAAAUGGAUCUAAUUGCAAUGGAAAUAAUAGACCAAGGCCACCAUGUUCUGGAGGUAGUGGAUCGGGAAGUGGUUCCGAUAGUGGAUCGGGCAGUGGUUCCGGAAGUGGAUGUGAUGGUUCCGGUAGUGGAUCGGGCAGUGGUUCCGGAAGUGGAUCUAAUUGCAAUGGAAAUAAUAGACCAAGGCCACCAUGUUAUGGAGGUAGUGGAUCGGGUAGUGGUUCCAGUAGUGGAUCGGGCAGUUGUUCCGGAAGUGGAUCUGAUGGUUCCGGUAGUGGAUCGGGCAGUGGUUCCGGAAGUGGAUCUAAUUGCAAUGGAAAUAAUAGACCAAGGCCACCAUGUUCCGGUAGUGGAUCUAGUAGUGGAUCGGGAAGUGGUUCCGGCAGUGGAUCGGGUAGUGGUUCCGGAAGUGGAUCUGAUGGUUCCGGUAGUGGAUCGGGUAGUGGUUCCGGAAAUGGAUCUAAUUGCAAUGGAAAUAAUAGACCAAGGCCACCAUGUUCUGGAGGUAGUGGAUCGGGAAGUGGUUCCGGUAGUGGAUCGGGCAGUGGUUCCGGUAGUGGAUCGGGUAGUGGUUCCGGAAGUGGAUCUAAUUGCAAUGGAAAUAAUAGGCCAUGUUCUGGUAGGCCAAACCACAAUUCAGGAGGAUGCGAUGACGACACUACAACAACAUGCACUACAACAACAUGCACCACAACAACUCCGUGUCCACCAUCCCACAAUUCUACAACUCCGGAAGGUGAUGGCAAUAAUGGCACAAACGAUACCGCCACCCAUCUCAAUUAUUUGAUGUCGCUCAACGCUUGUGCCUCACUGCCCGAUAAUACCAUACUCUUGGAUUUGAGACAUUGCCGUCGUUUCUAUGUUUGCACCAACAAACGUGUAAAACGUAAUCGUUGUCCAAUUGGUGAAUGGUAUGACAAGGACUUACGUAGCUGCCGUAAACGUUCUCUGGUGACCAAUUGUAUUGCAAAUAAGAAUUAG
Molecule: messenger RNA, 1950 nt
Organism: Musca vetustissima
Lineage: Eukaryota; Metazoa; Arthropoda; Insecta; Diptera; Muscidae
Product: loricrin-like
Exons: 2
Coding region: 1-1950 (649 amino acids)
Cellular component (GO): extracellular region
Molecular function (GO): chitin binding
Source: RefSeq, a predicted model, not a curated record